Molecule: messenger RNA, 3357 nt
Organism: Lacerta agilis (Sand lizard)
Lineage: Eukaryota; Metazoa; Chordata; Lepidosauria; Squamata; Lacertidae
Gene: TNFAIP1
Product: TNF alpha induced protein 1
Exons: 7
Coding region: 411-1355 (314 amino acids)
Biological process (GO): negative regulation of Rho protein signal transduction; proteasome-mediated ubiquitin-dependent protein catabolic process; protein homooligomerization
Cellular component (GO): Cul3-RING ubiquitin ligase complex
Molecular function (GO): ubiquitin-protein transferase activity; protein binding
Source: RefSeq, a predicted model, not a curated record
UCCCGUCCGCGGGCGGCUGCCGGCGCGCGCUGCACGCUGGGAUUUGUAGGCCAAGGCGCCUGACUGGGAAGGGCGGCUUGUCGCUGGAGCUGCUCGUUCCUGAGCUCCGCCUUUCGGCCGGGUCCGGGAAGCUUGAGGGGCGCGCCGACUCGCUCGUUUCGCUCGCAGCCGGUUCUGCUCAGCCCCCAUCCUGCCGCCGCCGCCGCCUCCCGGUGCGAGGUGGAGGCCUUAGUGGAGCAGCAGCGCCGGUUGACUCGCGAGUUGGUUUCUUGGCUUCAGGGGCAAACUGCUUCUGGGAAUACUCUCCUUGCCCAGCCAGUGACCUCGUGGCUCUCCAACAUCUCCCCACAACCACGGCGGAGUCGGUCAAGCCUACCCUCUGCAGAGUUGUCAUCUACUUGCAGAAGGAGAUGUCCGGAGACACCUGCCUGGCGGCCUCCUGCCCCUCACCGGGAGCCAAGCCCAAGGGCUGCGGCUUCAAAGGCGGCACCCUAGGCAACAAGUACGUGCGGCUCAACGUCGGCGGGUCCCUCUACUACACCACGGUGCAGGUGCUGACGCGGCACGACACCAUGCUGAAGGCCAUGUUCAGCGGCAGGAUGGAGGUGCUUUCGGACAAAGAAGGCUGGAUCCUCAUUGAUCGCUGCGGGAAGCAUUUUGGGACUAUUUUAAGUUACCUCCGAGACAACACGGUUGCCCUCCCGAAGAACCGGCAGGAGGUCAAAGAGCUAAUGGCGGAAGCCAAAUAUUACCUCAUCCAGGGCUUGGUAGACCUCUGCCAGGCUGCCCUGCAGGACAAGAAAGAUUCGUACAAGCCCGUCUGCAACAUCCCGGUCAUCACGUCACCCAAAGAAGAGGAAAGGCUCAUCGAAUCCGCAAUGAAACCUGCGGUGAAGCUGCUGUAUAACAGGAGCAACAACAAGUAUUCCUAUACAAGCACCUCCGAUGACAAUUUGUUGAAGAACAUAGAAUUGUUCGAUAAGCUGUCCCUCAGCUUCAACGGGAGAGUCCUCUUCAUCAAAGACGUGAUUGGGGAUGAGAUCUGCUGCUGGUCGUUCUACGGACAGGGGAGGAAGCUGGCCGAAGUCUGUUGCACAUCCAUAGUUUAUGCUACAGAGAAGAAGCAAACCAAGGUCGAGUUCCCCGAGGCCCGCAUCUACGAGGAGACCCUGAACGUCCUGCUGUAUGAGACUCCCCGGGUUCCCGACAACUCCCUGCUCGAGGCGACCAGCCGGAGCCGCCCCCAGGCCUCCCAGAGCGAAGACGAUGACGGCAGCUUUGAGCUGCGCGACCGCGUCCGGCGCAUCCACGUCAAGCGCUACAGCACGUACGACGACCGGCAGAUAGGCCACUAAGCCCACGCAGUGCCGGGGGGGGGGGGAGCUCACAAGGGAUGACACCCUUUCUGCAAGGGUCCGGCUGGCUUCGGUGCAGGGGGGCUGUCCUCUGCGCCUCCACUGCUUCCAACCCUGCCUCCCCAAGAACGAUUCUGUGCUCAGAACGGUUCCUGCCCUGAGCUCCACUUGGCUUCUGAUUCGGGCAAAACAGAUCAAGGUGCUCAGAAGGCCUGCAAUCCACAAUGCCAGCUUCCAAAACCUUACCGGCUGUAAUUGUUCUUCUGAGACUUAACUUCUCUUCUAGAAGCUUCUGAACAACUUAUUUCUGGCUCGAGAAGAAGCUGCGGUUUCCUUCCUUCCCCUCUGAGAGUGGUUUUUGCAGGGGAGGAACCAUCUUGGGCUGGGUGGUCUCAGACUCUGCUUGGAGAACCCUCUUUUGUUUGUUUGUUAGGUUUUGUAGAAUCUAGGUGCUGAGGAUGGUGAGCGAAAGCCGAACACUAGUUUUCCUUACGUAGGGCAAACACUACACACAUCCGUUACAGAAUGCUCUUUGCCAGAGCUGGAAGAAUUUCAGCCCCGAACCCUGACUUAAAUAUUUUGUUACGUAAUGCCAAGGAACAAUGAGAAAGUCAACUGGGACUGGUUUCUGGUGAAAAGUGAGCCCAUCCUCCUACCCCAGUCCUGAAAGGAUUGCGUGUCCAGCGAGAUGGGAUGGAGAGGCAGAAGAGAAACGGGGGUAUAAGCAAAAUGCAGCCUUUUUCGAUUUUGCCCCGCAAACCGGUUGAGGAGCUUAUCUGUUUUGUGCAUGGAGAGCAGGUGAUCAUCCAGCAAGUUUGCCUGCCUCAAAGUGCUGUUUCUAGUCCUAAACAUCUGCUAUUGGUCAAUGGGCAUUAUCAUUAGAUCAGAAGGCAGGAGCUCCUUUUUUUGCUUUCCAGAAUUAUGUUCAGUCUGAGUUUAUUUGUUGGGGGGUGUAGGCCAUGGCCCAAAGUGGGUGAGGCCAUCCUCUCGAACUCCAACACCCUCCAACAUCCCUUUUCCUUCCUGCAUAGUGGACUGCUGAGAGAGGGAAGGGGGGAGGGAGGGAGAUGGCUCUUGCAAUGAGAUUGAAACGACCCUUUGUAGAGUGAGACAGACAAAGUGCACAUUGGUGGCAGUGGUGGGGGGACAUAUCCAUUAUACUGUUUGCUCAAGGUGCAGAUUUGCUAUAGAAAUACAGUGAAAAGCCAGCGGGGCAACGCCCUGCUCGAUUGCCAGUCGGUUCAGUUUGGGGAAAACAAUCACAUCUUUAUACUGCAUUGUGUUUGCGGCAGCGAAGCCGCACCACAACGAGUGUUGUAUGCAAUGGGGAGGAGAGAGAUGGAGGCAAGGAUAGUGGUGGUGGUGGGGAGGGAGAUAUUAGGCCAGGUGUGUGGAAACACUUUUGGCCCCAUGCUGCUGAAACCCAACUGGCCCCUGGCCAUUGGCCCUGCUUCCUGGAUAGGCCUUGGUUCAUAAUGUAUGGGAGCAGGGGGUGAUGGGAGUUGUGGUCCGGAACAUCCGGCAAACACCACUAUCCUGGCCACCCUUUGGUGGUGCAGCCAAAGAGCAUGUGAUACCUCCCUGUUUAAUCGUGUGGGGAACCUUUUGCCCCUCCGGAUGUGGCGGAACUGCAACUUCCAUCAGCCUCGGUAAGCAUGGCCAGCGGCCUGGGAUGAUGGGAGUUGUAGUUCAGCCCGAGGGCCAAAAGGUUCCCCUGCAUGGUCCAGGCCAGCAGGUUCUCCGAGGCGCAUAGGAGAGAGGAGGGCUCCUUCCCCACAAGUACAGGCUGGACCAGAAUUUGUGGGGGUCACUGGUAGCAGCGGUUAGCAGUUGUUAACCCUCGGUGGUUAGAUGGUGGUUAAUUUUCACCCAAGGUAAGUCACUGCUUCUGGUUAACCCAUGUUUGGUUGAACGUGCAAUGGGUUAUAUAUCCGGUAACUUGGAUCAUGACAUCUGUGUGCUCCUGGCGCAGAACAAAUAAACAAUAUUCUGUAUCACACAG